CUUGCGAAUCUGACAGUCCUUAAUGACCGAUUCAACAAGAUGUAUAUUUGCUCUUGUGUUCCUGUGCUGCAAGGGAUGAAAAUAGAUUUUGUGCUUAUGAAGGAAAAGCAAGAUUAAAGUUCUAUCACUACUGAUCUUCACCGCGAUUCAAAGCGGUAUCAUUGUGCGGUCAGCUAAUCGUAUUAUUAUUCAUUAGAGUUCAAAAUGUAGUUAUCGACCGAUUGGUUAUGCAGAAAUUUAAACGCUGCGUCAAGAGGUUUGAGUGCCGAUAACAGAAUGAAGUUAUUGAUGUUUAUUUUCGCCUAUGUUUUCGUGGUGGAGGGUUAUAUGCCCGAGCACAGCAUGGAAAAUCAGGAUUCGUUCGAAAACUUCGUUUGUCCACCUUCAUCAGCUCUGAAACCUUGUGAGUGCACAACAGUUCCCGACAUUCCAACUAUUCACUGUGAAAAUAUUCGCAGUCUGAAGACUAUACUACGAGCUCUAAGGGCUUGGUUCCGUGAUGAUCCUAUACCAUACCUUAGAAUUGUUGAAGCUCGUUUUGAAGGCUUGCCAUCAAGAGCAUUUGUCACAUUAAAUGUGACAAGGCUCCAGAUAAAAGAUUCUAACCUGAGAUGGAUCGCCGCCGAUGCUUUCUCAGGGAUGGAAUCACUUUUGAUGCUUACAUUGCAUAACGUCACGCUCUUCACAUUUCCUCCUGAGUCCCUAAGUCAACUGUCAUCUCUAAUCUCUUUGCGACUGCCUGAAAACGAACUGUUUCAGCUGGCGCACAGAGACUUACGAGGAGCCGGAAAGUUGAAGUAUCUUUCCUUAGCGGGUAAUAAACUAACUCACGUAGAACGCGGAUCGUUUCCAAUAAUACUAGUAACUCUUUCAUUGUCCAACAACUGGUUAAGAUCGCUAAACAAAUCAAUUAGGCACUUAGUGAAUUUGGAAUGGCUGUUUUUAAAUGACAAUAGAAUACUCAGACUGGAAGGAGAACUGGAUGGACUCCAUAAUUUAAGAAAACUGAACUUAGCGAGGAAUUCAUUACGCCGCUUAGGCAGAUCAUUUCGUGACUUGAAAAAUUUGCAGGAACUUUAUCUGCAGUUCAAUUCUAUUCAUCAGUUAGGUACUUCUUUACAUAAUUUGAGUCAAGUGAGAAACUUGAAUCUUUCUAUGAAUCGCUUAGUCAUUUUGAACUUUAGUGAUUUUGAAGGAUUAGAGUCAUUGGAAAGUUUAGAUUUAUCUGGAAACCGGAUAAAUGCAAUAAAUGGAGCUUUUCAUCCACUUACAAAUCUCAGACGCUUAGAUUUAACCCAUAAUCGUUUGCGAAAUCUUUUCUUCACUGAAAUUAGACAUUUGACAAAACUGUCGAUAUUAGAUAUUAGUGAUAAUCGAUUGCACCAUUUGAAAUCUGGCACACCUACAGCAGCUCUACCUGUAGAAAGAAUUUUCCUAGCCAGAAAUAACUUGACAAGUUUAGGUCGUUUCAUCAGGCAUUUUACUGUGCUGGAAGUGAUAGAUAUUAGUUUUAAUCAAAUAAGGAUAUUAAAAGCAGUUGAUUUUAGUUUUUCACCGAGGAUUGACUACAUAAGUGUGGCAGGUAAUCCCUUGAUUUGUGAUGCUGAACAGAUGUUUGUAUAUCACACGCUUGAAAAUCGGAACAUUGAAAUUGAUGGACAACCAAAGUGUAACAAUCAGCCACCAAGACUUUAAAUUAUACUAUGAUUUUUCUGCAUUUAACAACUGAGUUUAUAGUAACUGUUCCUUAUCAAAAAUGAAACGGGUAUUUCUGCGACAUUUUAUGUCAUUAAAUCAGUAUUAUUAAGUAUAUUUAUGUGAGAUAUCAUGUCAACAUCAUGUAAUUUAUUUAUAUCAUAUUAUUAUUUUAGAUAUUUUAAUUCAUUCAAAUGUACAAACUUACUUAGAAUGAGUUAUUACGUAUCAUUUCACAAGUUAAAAUAGAUUAUGUUUUUAUAAAUCUUCAUUUAAUAUAAAAACUAUCAAUUAUGUUUAAACUUCUUUUUGGCUAUUUGAUACGGCUUCAGUUGGUAUUCGUUAACGUUUUAGUUUUAGAAAAAUAUUGAAACAAAGCAGAACAUUGAAAAUAACAUUGAAAAAUACUUCGUAGAAAGAAAAAAAAUAUAUGCUUGUCUAUCCAGACGGAAGAAAACGCAAAUCUGUUUGAAACUAAACAUAAGUUAAAGAACAAUAUAAAGAUUUUUUUUAAAUUAAAAUUCCAAUAUUUUUUAACUUAAAAUACAUUAAAGUACUAUUUUUAUAUGCAUUUAGUGUAUCCCGUCAUAAAAUUCCAUUGGCACAGCAUAAUCAAAGAUGACUCUUGCCCUAACGAACUGUCUAAAAAAUUCCAUUGUAUAAUUUGACCUCAUAAAUAUCCAUUUAAUGUGAAUUAAUAUUUAUUAGAGCAAACAACGUUUUCGAAUUUAAUGGCAAUGUUUUUAACUAUUAGUCUAUAUUUUAAUUUUAUAGAUAUCAGCGGCAUAUGUAUUUCAUAAUUUUUUUUAUCUCCAAUGAACUUAAAUAAUAAUGGUUAUUCUUUUAAAAAAGAAUAAAAUAUCAGCAUUUUGUAAUUAAAGAAUGUGCUUCUUGCUUUUAGUACAAAUCCUUACAAAGAAAUUAUGUCUAUAAGAAACUACAAGCUCCACAUUGUUAUUUUUAAUUUUUCCAAUAUUAUUCCUGUAAA
Argiope bruennichi is the source of this 2683-nucleotide messenger RNA. Its product is annotated as leucine-rich repeat-containing protein 15-like. The record is from RefSeq and is a predicted model, not a curated record. NCBI's taxonomy places the organism in Eukaryota, Metazoa, Arthropoda, Arachnida, Araneae, Araneidae. Gene Ontology annotation, molecular function: protein binding. Bases 277 to 1695 code for a protein of 472 amino acids. The transcript is spliced from 2 exons.